Messenger RNA from Podospora anserina S mat+, 1533 nucleotides. RefSeq lists its product as uncharacterized. Lineage: Eukaryota; Fungi; Ascomycota; Sordariomycetes; Sordariales; Podosporaceae. The record is from RefSeq and is a predicted model, not a curated record. The transcript has a single exon. Gene Ontology annotation, biological process: proteolysis. Gene Ontology annotation, molecular function: aminopeptidase activity; metalloexopeptidase activity. Bases 1 to 1533 code for a protein of 510 amino acids.
AUGAAGACUGCCACCGUCUCCCUUUUCGCGCUCGCCUUCUCCGCCACCGUCAGCGCUGGCGACGGCAAGGGCAAGGGCAAGGACAAGACCCCCAAGAAGCCUCUGGUCAGCUCGGCCAAGCUCCAGUCCUAUGUCAACAAGCGUGACCUUCUCAACGACGCCAACAAGCUCCAGUCAUUUGCCAAGGCUCACGGUGGUAACCGCGCUUUCGGUAGCGGCGGUCACAACGCCACUGUUGACUACAUCUACAACACCCUCAAGCGCCUCAACUACUACGAUGUCGUGAAGCAGCCCUUCACCGAGAUCUUCUCCGAGGGUACCGCCACCCUCACUGUUGGCGGUGCCGAUAUCCCCGCCGCCAUCAUGACCUACACCCCCGGCGGUGAGGUUACCGCCAACCUCGUUGCCGUUCCCAACCUUGGCUGCACUCCCACCGACUACCCCGCCGAGGUUGCCGGCAAGAUCGCCUUUGUGUCCCGUGGCACUUGCUCCUUCGCUGAGAAGUCGCUGAGCGCCAAGGCUGCCGGUGCCGCUGGCAUCGUCAUCUACAACAACGUUGCUGGCUCUCUUGCUGGCACCCUCGGCUCCCCCUUCCAGGACUACGCCCCUGUUGUGGGUAUCAGCCAGGAGGACGCCGCCCCCAUCCUCGAGGCUCUCUCUGCUGGCCCCGUCGAGGCUUCCCUCGACGUCGAUGCCACCGUUGAGCAGCGUGUCAACUACAACGUCAUCGCCGAGACCAAGGGUGGUGAUCACGACAACGUCCUUGUCGUUGGUGGUCACUCCGAUUCCGUCUCUGCCGGCCCCGGUAUUAACGAUGACGGUUCCGGUACCAUUGGUAUUCUGAACGUUGCCAAGUACCUCAGCAACUUCAGCGUCAAGAACGCCGUCCGCUUUGCCUUCUUCGGCGCUGAGGAAUUCGGUCUCCUCGGCUCCUACUUCUACGUCAAGUCGAUCAACAGCUCUGAGACCGAGUUAGCCAAGAUCCGUGCCUACCUCAACUUCGACAUGAUCGCCUCCCCCAACUACAUCCUCGGCAUCUACGAUGGUGAUGGAUCCGCCUACAACCUCACCGGCCCCCCCGGAUCCGACGUCAUCGAGAAGGACUUUGAGGACUUCUACAAGUCCAAGCGCUCCCCCUCGGUCCCCACCGAGUUCUCGGGCCGCUCCGACUACGCCGGCUUCAUCCAGAACGGCAUCCCCUCCGGCGGUCUCUUCACCGGUGCUGAGGUCCCCAAGACCGAGGCCGAGCAGAAGCUCUUCGGCGGUGAGGCUGGUGUCGCGUACGACAUCAACUAUCACAAGGUCGGCGACACUGUUGACAACCUCAACUGGAAGGCCUUCCUCAUCAACACCCAGGCCAUUGCCCAUUCGGUCGCCAAGUAUGCCACCAGCUGGAAGGGCUUCCCCGCCGUCAACCUGAACGAGAGACGGUGGGCUGGCGACCGCGCCAAGGCCAUGAAGCGCUCCCUCGGCGUCCACGGCCACGGUGUGCACACCCACUCUGGGCCUUGCGGCGGCGGUGAUGAGAUCUGA